Panicum virgatum (switchgrass) is the source of this 2654-nucleotide messenger RNA. RefSeq lists its product as uncharacterized. The transcript has 3 exons. NCBI's taxonomy places the organism in Eukaryota, Viridiplantae, Streptophyta, Magnoliopsida, Poales, Poaceae. Bases 216 to 1454 code for a protein of 412 amino acids. The record is from RefSeq and is a predicted model, not a curated record.
CAGACAUCCUUCUACCGCAUCCUUCCAAUCCCAAAUCCUUUUGUCUUGGCCCACGAACUUAUGAAAAUCCCACAGAUUUAAUCUCUUGUGAAGCAAAUAGGACCCCUUUCAUAAGUCAAAAUAUUGAUCUGAACUCCUGGGCCGACUGCCUAAGAGCCUGGCCCAAUCCACCUGAAAGCUGGACUACAUGGUAUAACAGAGUAGCAAAAGCUCAUAUGCCUUUGUGGCAGGAGUUAAACAUAACUGAUGCACUUAGUUUAUCAUUGUCUCCUCUCGACAAAGAUGAAAACCUUCUGAAGACCAUCGGCUAUUUUUGGUCUGACGCUCUGAACUGCUUUCUCUUUGGUCACGGACCCAUGACCCCUACUCUGCUGGACGUUACCAUGAUUACUGGCCUUGACAUCGAAUCUCCCAAUCCUGCUGCUCACAGAAUGGUAGAAGUCCCCUUCAAACUCUCAUCCAAGGCAGACUGCACAAACUGGAGCACUUACAUGAACCAGCACAUGAAGACAAAAGGCUCAGUAACUAAAAAGGAAUACACAACCUUCUUAAAUCUCUGGCUAGAACAUUUCAUUUUCUGUGGUCCUUCCUUAGCUCAAACUAAGAAUUACCUCCCUUUGGCCUACCAUCUGGCUCAUGGCAACCGCACCGGCCUAGGUAAACUUUUCCUUGGAGAAACAUACAGAUAUCUCCAUUUGAUGACAACUAAUUUGCUCAACCAAAAGAAACUCAAAACCAGAGGCCCUUGGUGGUUUAUUCAGUUAUGGGCACAACUCUACUUUCAGCAUCAGAUCCCAAAUUUUCAAAGUCUAACCAAGAAUUCCUUCCCUGAUGAGAAUGGCAAUCCAAUUAGAUGCAAUAGCUAUGGCCAAGCUCUAUUCAGUCUUCCUGGCAGUAAACUGAACUCAACAGAUGCAGCAAACUGGUUUAGAACUUUCUACAAAGGCCUAGACAAUCCCCUUUAUUUUCCAUUCACCGAAUCUGAAGCCUUUGAGAACCCAACUGCCUUCAGGCUGGAUAGUUUUGCCGAUGACGACAGCACUCGGCAUCUAUAUUCUCUAAUGAUCCGACUUGACUUCCUUCCUGUCAGCAUAAGCACUUCCAACAGAAUCAUCAAACCAGGUUAUGAAACCUAUCAACCGGUCAUAGCAGCUCGGCAAUUCGGCCUAGGACAAGUCCCUCCCCACUUCCAUAUUCACCACUUGGUGGAGAGUAGAGCCGAUCUACCUGACGGUCUUACCAGUUCAAGAUGCUACAGCAUGUUUGAAAAUCUCCACAUUCCAAUACCAGCUGAUCUAUCUUUCAAUUCCUCAUCAAUCAACUUUAGCACAUGGUGGGGAAUGUGGAAAACUCAUGUAUUCAGAAAAGCUCUAGGUCCUCGACUGCAGCAAAUUGAUCCUGAAUAUAUGGUCCCCGAAGAAGAGGUACUGACUCUAUGCACUUUUUCUUUCUAAAUUCUCCACCCCUUCACUUGGCUAAUCCUUGCUCACCUCUCUUACAGCAACAAGAUGGUCCAGAACUUGUGACCAGUAACGGGGAACCAUUCCACUUUCUUCCAACUGCCCCUGAUGUUAUUUUUUGCAAGGGAUCGCCGUCGAUGAAGAAAGUAAUAAUGACUGUUCAGCCAGACAUACUACAGUCAGCUUCCAAGCGGAGACAAAUUUCUGCAAAUGUUGCCCCCGAGUCCCGACUAAGAAAAAGAAGAUCAUCGCGAGACGAAUCAUCAAGAAAACAGCACAACCUUCCCCGAGUCCAUCAGAAUCUAACUCCAACCAGGACAUAGUCGAAGACAUCCCCAGUACUGAAAGGCCAGAACAACAUGAAUCAUCUGCAACUCCUGAUGCUCUGGUGGAGACGCGUGACGAAUAGGCCAACAUAGCUAAUGCCCUUGUCAUUGCCUCAAACUCAACUGGAACGAUCGCACUUGGUCUGACCAUUACUUCCUUUUCAGAACAGGGCUUUGAUAUUUCAAACUUGCUCUCCUUUGACCCAGCAUCAAUGGGUCUGACUACCCCUGGAGCAAAAGUACCAACUCCACAGCAAUCGGCUAACCUGGCAGAUCAGCUUCAACUCAUCAAGGGUCUGCUCUCUGCUCUAAUCAGUACCCUGGUCGAUGACUCCAGAGAAAUACAGAAAAUCCUUGACCAGAUAGAAUCCCAACUCCCAGAGUCACUUCGGGUCAAGCUUUGGCCAGCCGACCAUCUUCCCUUCUUUCGGGCAGAAGUGAAAGCAGCGCAACAGAGAAUAGAGUUACGUCAUUCUCAGAUCCCUCUGAAAGCCGACAUUGCUCAGAAAUGCAAACUGCUCAACCAAAAGAAAGCAACUCUGGAUGCUAAAGCUGACAUCUCCGAGAGUACAAGGCGACUCAACCUCCUAGAAAAAGAACUGAUGGAACUAGAAGAAAAGGUCUGCACCACCCGAAGACUAAUCCAAGAGGAGAAAGCCUCGAUUGCAAGCUCCAAGCAAGAAGCCCAGGAAAUGACCAUUAGCUACGGGCAGAGUUUGCAGAGAUAAGCACAUUAAGCCAACAGAUAGUAGUAGGUGAUGACAAAGAUGAUGAAGCGAUUAUCGCAAGAGCCGACGCCGUACGCGCAGAAGCCAUCCAUGCCAUAGAAAAGUUCCUGAACUAGUAGAACAAUUCAGAAAAUAUUUAA